Molecule: messenger RNA, 1622 nt
Organism: Parathielavia appendiculata
Lineage: Eukaryota; Fungi; Ascomycota; Sordariomycetes; Sordariales; Chaetomiaceae
Exons: 2
Coding region: 98-1426 (442 amino acids)
Molecular function (GO): dipeptidase activity
Source: RefSeq, a predicted model, not a curated record
CCCUGAGCUGACACCUCGCCAGCAACGUUGAUUCUUUUAGCUGAGCUCAAAGGAAGUCUGAAAUCUAAAGCCCGGUCGACAUAACGUGAAACUCGGAAUGGAAGACGAGGGCUACAUCCUAGUUUCCAGAGAUGAUAUUGAAUGUGGUUUGCAUCGCAUUGAGACCAAGGAAGACAAACACUCGCCCGAGUACCUGACAGACAUUGAGAGCUACAUCGAGAGUCUUUGGGAUUCACUUUGGACGUUGAACGCCUUCAUUCACGCAAACCCAGAGCUGGCGUUCCAGGAGUACAAGGCACACCAGGCCCUGACAGACUUCUUGCGAUCGCGAGAGGAAGGAUGGCAGGUAACAGGUUCGGCCUGUGGAAUGGAAACCGCAUGGAUAGCAGUCUUCGAUAGUGGUAAACCGGGGCCGGCCGUCUCUUUCAACGUUGAAAUGGACGCACUCCCCAAUUUGGGCCACGCCUGCGGGCAUAAUCUGAUCGCUACUGCCUCCAUGGCUGCUGGCUUAGCAACGGCGGAGAUGAUGCGACGAUACAAGCUUGUCGGGAAGGUUCUCAUCUUUGGCACGCCGGGAGAGGAAGGCUUUGGCGGUGGCAAGAUUCGCCUCAUGGAGCGCGGAGCAUACAAAGGAGUCGACGUCUCUCUGAUCUCGCACCCUGGAAUCCUGCACAACAGCCCUCUUGUCCGGACAACCGCAUUUGCCCGCCUCGGGGUCGAAUACUUUGGACGUGCUGCUCACGGGGCCAAGAAUCCGUGGAUGGGCAUCAAUGCCCUCGAUGCCCUUGUCGUCUCCUACAAUGCCGUAUCGGUCUUGCGCCAGCAGACCAUGCCAGGAGAUGUCAUUGGCCUGGCCAUUACCGAUGGCGGAGAGGAAGCCACCAACAUUAUCCACGCGUAUGCUGCUUGCGUCUGCGUGAUCCGCGCCAACAGUGCCUCUCGACUUCAUGACCUCCAAGAAAAGGUCAGCGCUUGUUUUCGAGCCGGAGCCGAGGCCACCGGCGCGAUGAUCAAAUUGAGGAUCACUCCAGGAUACCAAGACCACUUCCCCAACAGAGUUCUCGCGGCAUCCUACACAAAGUACUGGGAUUCGCUGCCAGACCUGCCCGAUCCUCCGAUCCAGCCGCCAGGCUGCGGGGACCAGCGGUUUACCUGGGUGAAGUCGAGCACGGAUCAAGGCAACAUCAGCCAUAUCAUGCCUAGUGUCAAUGCGAGCUUUGCCAUUCCCCCUGGUCCGAAGGCAGGACAACCGCAUAGUCCAGAUUUUAAGAUGGCGGCAGGGACCAAGUCGGCCUUCAUGAGGGCGUUGAGAGUAGGAAAGGCGCUCGCAGGGACGGCUGUGGAUGUGCUGGCAAGGCCUGGGCUGCUUGGUGAGGUCAAGAAGCAAUGGAGACGAGACAUGGAAGCGCUGAGUAAACUAGAGUGAUGCACUAGGCUCUUGACGAUGAAGGCGCAGGGAAAACCCGGUUGUACAUCUGCGUAUCUUGACUGAACUCUCUAGGACAUCCCAACGCCUCAUGAUGAUAGGUAAGGUACCUUGUGCUUGAGUUAAGGUUCUGGUGCCGGCCCCCCCUCAUCACCGAGCCAACAGAUAGUCCUGCAUGAUCGACUUUGUUCAUUUU